Messenger RNA from Gossypium arboreum, 453 nucleotides. RefSeq lists its product as uncharacterized. The transcript has a single exon. Lineage: Eukaryota; Viridiplantae; Streptophyta; Magnoliopsida; Malvales; Malvaceae. Bases 1 to 453 code for a protein of 150 amino acids. The record is from RefSeq and is a predicted model, not a curated record.
AUGAUCAAAGAUAGAUUAAAGGCAGUCUUCGAUACACAAAAGUCUUAUACUGAUUUAAAACAACGAGACAUUGAAUAUUUAGUCGGGGAUAAGGUAUUUCUUAAAGUCUCUUCUUGGAAGAAAGUGUUGAGAUUUGGCCGAAAAGGAAAAUUAAGUCCCCGUUACAUUGAGUCGUACAAGGUUGUAGAAAGAAUCGGACCGGUCGCUUAUCGAUUAGCUUUAUCUCCGGAACUACAAAAGAUUCAUGAUGUUUUUCAUGUUUCUAUGCUACGAAGAUACAGAUCGGAUUCUUCUCUUAUCAUUUCUGUCAAAGAUAUUGAAGUUCGACCUGAUUUAUCUUACGAAGAAGAGCUAGUUCCGAUUUUAGCACGAGAGGUAAAGGAAUUAAGAAAUAAACGAGUUCCCUUAGUAAAAGUCUUAUGGAAAAGUCAUAGUAUGGAAGAAGCGACUUAG